Emiliania huxleyi CCMP1516 is the source of this 2835-nucleotide messenger RNA. RefSeq lists its product as hypothetical. NCBI's taxonomy places the organism in Eukaryota, Haptophyta, Isochrysidales, Noelaerhabdaceae. The transcript has 4 exons. The record is from RefSeq and is a predicted model, not a curated record. Bases 44 to 2149 code for a protein of 701 amino acids.
UUAUUUGUGCUGACCACAGCGCCGCCGAAGAGAGGAAGGUGGGAUGACGUCAAUGGAGCUGAUCCGCGGCGGCGACGACCUGACGAUGGUCCGCAUCGUGCCGCCCCAGACCAAGACAUUUGCCUUUGAGGCGACCAAGGGCGCGUACCUCUUCUCGAUCGACGUGAGCGGCUCCAUGAACGCCGCGGCGGAGGUGCAGCAGGAGGACGGCGACAAGGUCAACCACGGCUGGUCGCAGCUCGACAUCGCCAAGCACUCGACCAACACGUUUGUCACGUCGCUCGAGGACGACGACCUCGUGUGCAUCAUCACCUACUCGGACGGCGCCACCACGCUGCUCGACUGGACGCGGUGCGACAGCGCGGGCAAGGAGAAGGCCAUGGAGGCGAUCGCGUCGAUGAAGCCCGAGCGGUCCACCAACCUGAUGGCGGGGCUCACGAACGCCUACGACGCCUUCUCGCGCGUCCCCAUCGCGGCGGGGACGCUCAGCCAGUACGCGCUCAACAUCAUCAUCACGACCGACGGGAUGCCGUCGGCGCAGUGGAACCCCGCGCGCGGCAAGAACGGGUACAAGCCGCUCGUCCGCACGCUCUCCAAGGCGGCGGAGAAGCGCGCCGGCGUCGCCGGCCGGAUCACGCUCACCUCCAUCGGCCUCGGCUGCAAGCUCGACUCGGAGCUGCUGGCGGGCAUGUCGGACCAGUUCCUGCACAUGCCCGACCCCGGCUCGGUCGGGCCCUUCAUGGUGAACCUCCUCGCCGCGCUGCGCUGCACCGCGCGCCUCCCGACCAAGGACGGCGUCGUCGCGUCGCACGCGACGCUCGUCGUCUCGCCGCGGAGCGCGCUCGCCGGCCCGCUCCCCGGCUACGGCGCGGCCGACCCGGCCGAGGGCGAGGCGGCCCAGGUUGCGCUCGGCUGGAUCGGCUACGACCAGCCCCGCCACGUGCUGCUCCCGCUCGUCCGCGGCUCCCCCGCCAUCACCGUCUCGCUGCACGUCUCGGGCACGACGGUGGCGUCGGCCUCGUCGGCGGACGCCGUCGCCGCCAACGAGGAGCAGGCGCGGCGCGUCGCCGCGCAGCUGCUGCGGCUGAAGACGGUGGACGCGCUCGGCGAGAUUGUCGUGCGCUCCCCGGCCGGGAUCCCCUCGCCGCAAGCGACGCCGCUGACCAACCUCCUCGAGGCCUGCGAGCGCUCGAUCGCAAAGGCCGAGCCCGACGUCGAGGCGCUCGUCGCGACGCUCCAGCAGGAGGCGGUCCUCGCCUUGAAGCCGCCCGAGCCGGGCGACUCGAGCGUCUACUCCAUCUGGGGCGCGCACUACUUCCGUACCUUCCGGCUCAUGCUCCUCGCCGAGCGCCGCUCCAACUUCCGCGACCAGGCGCUACAGCACUUUGGCAAGGACGCCGACGGGCAAGAGGGCGUCUUCGAGGAGCAGUCCAACGAGGCGGAGACCGCCUUCGCGACCAUGAAGGCGCCGGAGCCGUCGCUGCUCGUGCAGCCGGGCGCGCCCGCCGCGCUCGGCGUGCCCGUCGCCGUCGGCGGCAGCGCGCCGUGCGCGCCGGCCCCAGUUCUCCCGGCCGAGUUCAUGCGCGGCGGCGGCUGCUUCGCGCCGGAGACCCUCGUCACCGCCCUCGGCGCCGACGGCGCCCCCUGCCGCGUGCCGAUCGACGCGGUCGGGCCGGGCGACGCGCUUCUCGCGGCGGACGGCUCCGUGGCGCGCGUCCGCUGCGUCGUGGUCACGCCGUGCGCCGGCGGCCGCGUGAUGCUCACGCGCAUGCCUUGCGGCCUCGAGCUCACCGAGUGGCACCCAGUGCUCGACGGCGCGGCGGACGGCGCGCCCCGCUGGCGUUUCCCGCUGCUGCUCGGCCGCCGCGUGAUCCGCCGCUGCGCCGCCGUGCACAACUUGCUGCUCGACCGCGCGCACGCGCUGGAGGUCACCGGCCCGGAGGGCGGCGCCGGCCGCGUCGCGCCCACGCUCGCUCACGGGCUGCAGGGCGAGGUCGUCGGCCACGCGUUCUGGGGGAGCGCGGCGGUGGUCGACAUGCUCCGCGAGCAGCCCGGCUGGGAGGAGGGGCGCGUCGUCCUCCUCGACCAGGCGGCCGCCGAGCCCACUCUCGUGCACGAGGCGGCCAGGGCCGUGCCCGCGACCGCCUGACUUGCGGUGCUCCGGCGCCCGCAUGAUCCCGGCUUCGAGCUCGUCCACCGAUGGGCCGCCGCUUGGCUGAUGUGUUGAUGAUGAAGCGAGUGCCCGGGCUGGUUCUCUGUCGCACAAGGACGAGGCGCUCCACGUCUCGCAUCUAGAUAGCCUCUAAGCCCCGUACGUCGUCGAACCGCGCUGAAACCUGAAUUCUGCGCGUGUUUCCCUGCACGCUUUUUUGUCGGUCUCGUCUGUGUGUGUGAUUGUGCCGGUUGCGUUCUCUAGUACUGACGCAAGCGCACGAGCGCGCGCGAGUGUCGAGAACCGCACACCUUACUCCUGUCUCCUCGCACUACCACUAGCGCUUCGCACGCGCGACGCGGCGUCGACCGUCGUCCCCCGCGCCGCCGCGCCCCUCGCCCCACGCACGAGCGACGAGGCCCUGCUCUGAGCUCCUCUCGUCACCGCCACGACCAUCUCAAUCUCUCACAUAGAGAAUGCGCCAGGAGCAACCGCGGUGCCGGUCCCCACUGACGCCUCUCAAGCUCUCUCUCUCUUCUCUCGCUCUCUCGCCAGACAUUCACCGCAGGACGUCGCACCACAUCUCUCCAGUCCCGGUCGCCGGCCGUCUCGGCGACCGGCGUGGGCGAGGACCGGGCUAGGGCUGGCUCGAGGGGAUGCGGCAGAGGUACCAGAGCCACGGG